AUGACGUCCAACACAUUUGAUGCCGCAUCAUACUCCGUUGCAAUGCCCUACGUUUCUGACCUCGAUACCGACAAGUCCAUGCCCAUAGCUGUCGUGGGCAUGGGCUUCCGUGGUCCAGGAGAUGCAACCAACGUCGAAAAACUCUGGCAGAUGAUACUUGAGGGCCGUGAAGCACGAACUCGGAUUCCCCAAUCAAGGUGGAAUAACGAUGCCUUUUAUCACCCAGAUCAUUCGAGGCACGGGACGAUCAAUGUCCAAGACGGCCAUUUCCUUACAGAGGAUGUCUCAUUGUUUGAUGCUCCAUUUUUUAAUAUGACCAGCGAUGAAGCAGCUUCUAUGGACCCCCAGCAAAGGCUUCUUCUGGAAGUUACAUAUGAAGGCCUUGAAAAUGCUGGUAUCCCUCUUCCCCGGAUAACCGGUACCAAAACCUCUUGUUUCGUUGGUUCCUUCAAUGCAGACUAUACCGAUCUUCUCCUUCGUGAUCCGGAGGCCGUCUCCAUGUACCAAUGCACGAAUGCUGGCCAGUCUCGCGCCAUGACUGCAAACCGGGUGUCGUAUUUCUAUGACCUUAAAGGGCCUAGUGUAACCGUUGACACUGCGUGCUCCGGGAGCUUGGUGGCACUGCAUUUAGCCUGCCAGAGUUUGAGAACGGGUGACGCCACGAUGGCCAUUGCAGCAGGUGUCAACGUCGUACUCAGCCACGAAUUUAUGACCACCAUGAGCAUGAUGAAAUUCCUAUCUCCCGACGGACGUUGUUAUACAUUUGAUGACAAUGCCAAUGGAUAUGCCCGUGGAGAAGCAGUCGACUGUCUGAUCCUUAAACCUCUCGAAGAUGCCAUUCGAGACAAGGACACCAUCCGCGCCGUCAUCCGCGGCUCUGGAUCCAACCAAGACGGCCGCACCCCGGGUAUCACGUUACCCAACGGCGCCGCACAAGAAGCCCUGAUCCGCGAUGUGUACAACACGGCUGGACUCGAUCCUCGUGAGACAGAAUUCGUCGAAGCUCAUGGUACGGGCACACAAGCCGGUGAUCCCAUUGAGACCUCGGCUCUAUCAAGGGUUUUUGGACCGGGUCGUGCCCCUGAUGCACCGCUGCGUAUUGGGUCAAUCAAAACGAAUGUCGGUCACUUGGAGGGGUCCAGUGGCGUCGCUGGAGUGAUGAAAGCUGUAUUUAUGCUGGAGAAUAGGACAUUCCUCCCGAACCGCAACUUCACCACCCCCAACCCGCGAAUUCUGCUGGAUGAGUGGAAGCUAAAGAUACAACUGGAGCCUGAAGCAUGGGACAGUCCUGGUCCCCAUCGUGUCUCUGUGAAUAGCUUCGGAUACGGUGGUAGCAAUGCUCACAUCAUUCUUGAGGAUGCUGCGGGAUAUCUCUCCAGGCGGGGUCUGAACGGACUCUACCGGAAACUGCAAUCACCAUUGGCAAUUCCAAACGAUAUUGCAAAACACAAUUCUCAGUCCUCGCGAUCUCGCGUCUUCAUGAUUUCUGGUUUUGAUGAAGCCUCGUGCACGAAGCAGGCAGAGAGUCUACGCGAAUAUCUUCUCGAAAAAGAGUCGCUGAUCGACGAUGCCUUUAUGAACAAUUUGGCUUCCACACUCAAUGAGCACCGUACCAGACUACCGUGCAAAGUCGCAGUGACUGGUGGCACAAUCGCUGAGGUUGCGGGAGCCUUAACCAGUAAGGUCAAAGUCAAGAGGAAUACCAAGAAACCUACAGUCGGAUUCGUCUUCACUGGGCAGGGUGCUCAAUCACCAGGAAUGGGAAGGGAACUUCUUGAUGCCUACCCUGUUUUUCGGAAGUCUAUCGAGAAUAUCGAUGCGUACCUAAAACACGAAAUAUGGACAAACAAAGACCCUUCCCGACUGAGCCGUCCCCUCCACAGUCAACCUCUCUGCUCUGCACUACAGAUCGCCUUGGUAGAUCUCCUCGCAAGCUGGGGAAUCGUCCCCGACUCCGUAACGGGCCACUCCAGCGGGGAAAUCGCAUCCGCAUACGCAGCUGGCGCAUUGAGCAUGGAGGAUGCAAUGUCGAUUGCGUACCAUCGAGGUGUUUCAGCCAGCAAAAUCUCAACCGAAGGACUAAUAAAAGGGGGCAUGCUCGCCCUGGGAAUGUCAGCGGAAGACGUCCAGCCAUACCUGGAGAAGCUGCAAUCGGGCCAAGCAGUUGUGGCUUGUGUCAACAGCCCAUCUAGUGUUACCAUCUCCGGUGAUGUUCCGGCGAUCACGGAGCUCGAGAGCUUUCUCAUCGAUAAGCAGGUGUUCAGUCGUCGAUUGGCAGUUGAUGUCGCCUACCAUUCUCAUCAUAUGGAACAAAUAGCUGCUCAGUACCUGGAUUCAAUCGCUCAUGUCAAACCAAGGAAAGCCAACCACCAGGACAAAACGGUCUCAUUCUUCUCGUCCGUAACAGGAACGGAACUCUCCCCGGCUGAACUUGGAGCCCAGUACUGGGUCCGCAAUUUACUUGGUCAGGUCAAAUUCUCGGAUUCCUUGCGCACGCUCUGCUUUGAGGCAGGUCAAAAGCAACGUAAUUCAAAUACCAAACGCGCUAAGCGUGCACAAAAAGUCAGCGUCGACACCUUGAUUGAGGUUGGGCCUCAUUCCGCUAUGUCCGGUGCUAUCAAGCAAAUCUUCAAACCUGAUCCAAAGCUCUCUGUCGCUGAGAUUGCCUACGGGAGCAUCCUCGUUCGGAAGCAGAAUGCCGUUUCAACUGCCCUAUCAGUGGCGGCGAUGCUUGCGGCAUCUAGCUACCCGGUGAACUUCCAAGCAGUGAACAAUCCCACAGAUGAUGAGCUUCGCCUCCUUGUCGACCUUCCGCCGUAUGCGUGGAAUCACUCCCGAUCAUACUGGUCCGAGUCACGAGUUAGUAAGGCAUAUCGGAACCGAAAAUUUCCGCGUACGGAUCUUCUCGGUGUACCGGAUCCCGUGGCUUGUCCAUUCGAGCCCCGAUGGAGGAAUUAUAUCCGCGUGGUUGAGAUUCCAUGGCUCAGGGACCAUAAGAUCCAGUCCAAUAUCGUAUAUCCGGCAGCUGGUUAUAUCGCUAUGGCUAUAGAGGCAGCGUCACAACAUAGCUCGGGGACCUUGUUGAAUUCAGCAACCACUGGGUACCUGCUGAGAGACGUAUCCAUACAGUCCGCCCUAGUCAUCAACGAGAUGUCAGCUGUGGAGGUGCUGAUCUCCCUCAGAGAACACGCAGCGGACGGUCCUGACAAGUCGUACGAGUUCCAUGUUUAUUCUGCAUCAGACGAUAAUCGUUGGACACAGCAUUGCAAGGGGUUUGUCAGUGUCCAAUAUACAUCCCCCAGAUAUAUCGAGCCCCGCACAGAACUUAUGACCAAUGGGUACAGUUCCACGACUCUGGACGUUGCACAAUUCUAUAAGACGCUUGCUGCUGCUGGUUUAGAAUAUGGGCCAACAUUUGCCAACAUGACAGCAGCCCGUUACUUGUUGCACAGUUGUGUGGCGGAGAUCGCCGUCCCUGAUACAGCGGCUGUGAUGCCCACUAACUACCAGCAUCCGCAUAUAAUUCACCCGUGCACUCUCGACGCUAUCUUCCAUUCCAUAUUCCCAGGUCUACCAGGUACCUUGGAUGGUACGCUCGAGCCGCCUAUUCCUGUCUCCAUCGGCGAGAUGUAUGUUUCUAGCGAUAUCACUACAGCACCGGGAAGCAAACUGAAUGUGUCCACGCAAGUCCAUGAACAAGGCGAGCAGGAUGUCCUCGCUUCGAUUCAAGUUUCUAAUGCUCAGACCUCUGAAACUGCGGUGUCUAUCUCUGAUCUCCGAUGCAGGAGGCUUGCAAGCGACUCGCCCAAGAGCACAGCGAAGGAGACUCGCAUCGCGUACAGAAUAGAUUGGCAGAUAGAUCCAGAUCUUUUGUCCAAGGACGGUAUAUUGUAUGUGCUGGGCAAUGGAUGUGCGAGAAGGCCAGUCAAUGGACUCCUUGAACGAUGCGCAUUGCAAUAUAUCCGCCAGGCAAUCGAAGUGCUCAGCGACGCAGAAAUCCCGCCAAAGAACCAAGCGAUCUGGAGGUCCUUCGUCGAUAUCGCCAAAAGGCACAGUUCGAUGGAAUCCGACAUCACACAGCCCCAAAUUCAGCAAGUAUUGAAGACUGGUCCGACGGGCGAACUUCUAGUUGCCGUCGGCGAAAACAUCCCCGCUAUCCUACAAGGAAAGGUGGACGCAGCCACUCUCCUUCACAGCUCGGGUCUCCUUGAGAAACGCCUUUAUGAUUGCUACGACUCAGCAGCUGUGUAUUUGCGGGCAGUCGGUCACAAGAAUCCCAGCAUGUCAGUCUUGCAGAUCGGUGCAGGAACAGGAGGGGCGAUCCAGUCACAGUUCCAAAUUCUUUUCUUGGAAGGAAGAAAUAUCACCCCUCGCUUCCUAGACUACACAGUCACGGACGCAGACCAAUCUGUUCUCGAGGACGCAGCAAAGAAUUUAUCUGAGUAUGAAGAGUGGAUCGAUUUCAAGACUCUCGAUAUCGAAGCCGAUCCUGAGCCACAGGGCUUUGCUUCACACCACUACGAUGCGAUAGUCAUUCCGCAUGGGAUCUAUGCUGCUAGUUCGAUGGAGCAUGUCCUCAAAAACAUCCAUCAGCUGCUCAAGCCAGGCGGUCAUCUGGUCCUGAUAGAUCCUGCGAGUAGGCAUGACGGUCUCGUCGAGUCUGCCAUCUUCGGCUGUCUUCCUGGAUGGCCGCACGGCGAAUGGGACCAAGUGCUUCGAGGCGCACAAUUCUCUGGCGUCGACCAUCUUAUCGACUUUGAUGAUACUUCGCUUAUUCUCAGCAGCCCACUGAGACAGCCUCCCUCUGUUACUCCUGCCGGGAUACUGAUCAUUGCUGAAGAGAGCAACUCUGUCUGCCUGCCAUACUUGCGAGACAUGCUCUCCGCCGUUCAACUCACAGCAGAAAUAACGGAUCUCGCACACGCAAAACCAGAAGGACGACUAUGCAUCGUCCUUAGUGACAUCCUGACACCUUCAAUGACCGACGCAGAUGAUGCCACCUUUGAAACGGUCAAGACAAUCUUCCUUCAAAGCUCCGGCGUUCUAUGGGUUACACGCGGUGGAGAUACCUUGAGCCCCAGGGACCCAGACGCAUCAAUUAUCACGGGAUUUGCUCGGACAGCACGCUCAGAGUCUGGCGUAGAACCCAUAGUCACGCUGGAUCUUGAUGCGCGGGAUGUGUUAUCUCCUGAACGAACAGCGGAGGUGAUAUUCAGAUUAUUCCAGUAUCGUUUCUUCGUCAACAGCUCGAUGCAUGCCGAUACUGAGUAUUCCGAGUCUGGGGGAAUCCUGUCUAUACCACGGGUCGUGGAAGAACCUCGUCUGAACAAACAUCUUGCGACGGCAUUGAAUCCACGGGUGCUGACGGAACAGCCAUUCUACCAGCAUGAUCGGCCAUUGCGGGCGAAUGUCAGCAGCCGAGAUAGGUCCGAAAGGGUUUACUUCGUUAAUGAUACCCGAGCGUCUGAACUUCCUCCAGAUCAUGUUGGGAUCAGAGUCCAAGUCGUCGGACUGACCAAGCAUGAUACCCGAAUCCAACCGGGCGAGGAGAAUGUUGGUACGCAGUGCAGCGGAACAGUCUAUGCCAUCGGUAAUGCCGUUCAGGGCUUCGAAAUCGGAGAUCAGGUCGCUUGUCUAGGCACUGGAACAGUAGCCAGCAUUUAUCAUGACCGUGUGGAGGCGUACCAGAAAAUCCCACCCGGCACGUCACUGGACAUCGCUGCCACCUUGCCUGUACCAUUCUGCACGGCAUUCUAUGUCCUCUACCACUUGGCUCGUGUUGGCCCUAAUGAUACGAUCCUCAUUAACGGGGCUGCGAGCGCAUACGGUCAGGCAAUGGUCAAAGUCGCCAAUGGCACAGGUGCGAGGAUCUUCGCAAUAGUUGCCGACGAAAAGCAGAAGACGUUCCUCUUCUUCACAGCCAAGAUACCAGCAGAUCAGAUUCUUGUUCGCGACGUGGAUGAUUUCACCGACAGGGUUGAACGCGCUACAGGCGGAGAUGUGGACGUUGUCGUUGACUGCAACGACUCUGAUCAAGACGUUAAGCUGUUGGCUAACCGGGUCAAUACGUACGGGCGGUUCAUCAAGUUGGAGGGCGCUGAUUCGAAGAAUAUCCGAUUUUCUUCGUUUAACCAAGAGGCCAUGUUCACGGUGUUUUCUCUCGAGACGCUAAGGAGAGAGAAGCCUGGUGUCUUAUAUGAUGUCUUCCGGCAAGUGAUGGAUCUUUUCCGCGACGGAACAUUACAAGGACCUCCCUUGUUACAAUCAGCCAACAUUUCAGAGCUCAACAAUGUGCUAGACUCGUUUGAUCCUGACAGUUCUCAUUUCACGACGAUCACAGCCGCCCCGGACGAUCUUAUCAGGGCAACACGUCGAAAGGCAGAUCUACUUCUCCGUUCGGACGCUUCGUAUAUGCUCGUUGGUGGACUUGGCGGUAUUGGACGGGCAACUGCUCUCUGGAUGGCUGAGCGCGGAGCACAAAACCUCAUUUUCGUGAAUCGGAGUGGUCUGUCAAGGGAGUCGUCGAAGGAGACUGUUCGAGUUUUAGAAGAACGUGGAGUCCGGGUGAUUGUUUACGCCUGCGAUAUCUCAGAUAGCAGACAAAUGCAGACCAUGGUCUCUGAGCUCGCACAACAAGCACCACCAAUCCGAGGUGUUAUCCAAGCCGCCAUGGUGUUAAAGGACACACACAUCGAGAAAAUGACCUCCGAGACCUACCACGCCGUCCUCCAACCAAAGUACAGCGGGACCUGGAACCUCCACCGCCACCUUCCAUCCGAAAACCUGGACUUCUUCCUCCUCCUCUCCUCGAUAAGCGGGAUAAUCGGCAACGCCACACAAGCUGCCUACGCCGCCGGCUCAACCUUCAUGGACGCCUUUGCAUCCUACCGCUCGCGCAAUCUUGGCUUACCGACCGUCUCUCUCGACCUCGGCGUCAUCACGGAUGUAGGCUACGUCGCCGAACAUCAGGGCCUAGCAGCGGCGAUGGAACAGCAGGGCUUCCAGGGGACUGAUACGCCGACGCUACUGGCGUUGAUUGAGAUGGCGAUUUCGCAGCCGAUAGAGUUCCAUCAGGUGAUCACGGGCUUGGGCGAGUGGAAGGGGUCAGGGAAGUCGCUGACGAAUUUUGAUGCGCCGCUUUUUGCGCGGUAUCGUCGUUUGUUCACGUCUUCGGAUUCUAUCGAUUCUGAUAAUGAUGUGUCUGCCGUGGACAGGCUUCGCGAGGAUCUAGCUGCGGCGAAGACACUCGAUGAUGCGACAGUUUUGGUCUAUACAGCCCUCAGCGCCAAGAUAGCAGCGCAUCUGUCUCUCUCCGUUGAGAGUAUUGAUCCCUCGAGUCCGAUCUCGGAGUACGGCGUUGAUUCGCAUGUCGCGGUGGAACUCAGGAACUGGAUUACAGAGAAGAUGGAGAGUACGGUGCCUAUUCUGGAGAUAUUGGCGAGUGGCUCGGUGGGAGAGUUGGCAGCGAAGAUUGCAGGAAAGUCGAAGUUGGUUAAAUUGGAAGACUAA
Aspergillus chevalieri is the source of this 7509-nucleotide messenger RNA. Its product is annotated as putative polyketide synthase. Gene Ontology annotation, biological process: fatty acid biosynthetic process; secondary metabolite biosynthetic process. Bases 1 to 7509 code for a protein of 2502 amino acids. The transcript has 8 exons. Lineage: Eukaryota; Fungi; Ascomycota; Eurotiomycetes; Eurotiales; Aspergillaceae. The record is from RefSeq and is a predicted model, not a curated record. Gene Ontology annotation, molecular function: oxidoreductase activity; phosphopantetheine binding; fatty acid synthase activity.